AUGAUACUUGAAUAUGCCGUAAUAUAUUCUGAUUUAAUCCUUAGCUAAAAGAAGAAGACGAAUACAAAAGAAUGACCAAUAUCACUCGAGGAUGUCAAUAAUUAGCACAACAACUGCCAUUUUAUGAAACUUUCACCAACUCCAAUUUAAUAAGAUAAUGUACUAUUAAUAUUACUAUUGAGUGUUCUGUUGUUACCCCUUUUAGGAAGAACCUAUAAGACUUUUGCUCAACAUUAUGAUGGAGAGAUUUUAAAAUCUAGAGUUCUUGAAUUGUUUACACAAAGGUCUGAGCGAACUUUCCCUAUUGCAAGAAUAAAAGACUAUGUUAAGUUGUAGAUCAGCCGGGAGGAGAAGAAAGAGUCAAUAAAAGUACUGAAAUAUAAUAUUAGGAUUAUAAGCGGGAUAGGCAUACGCUAAAAAUGUAAUUGAAAGUUUGGUAAUUUCAAAGCAAUUCGGAG
Paramecium octaurelia is the source of this 458-nucleotide messenger RNA. NCBI's taxonomy places the organism in Eukaryota, Ciliophora, Oligohymenophorea, Peniculida, Parameciidae. The record is from the annotation of a GenBank genome assembly.